AUGAUUGGACACACUGAUCAAUUUGAAGAAGCCAAGGAUCUUCUUCUUGCUGAAAAUGGAGGGUGGUUAUCAAUUGUUGGGAUGGCAGGGGUUGGAAAGACCAAUUUUGCAAAGAAAGUAUUUGACGAUCCAGCGAUUAAGAGACAUUUCGGGCUUCGAGCAUGGGUGAGAGUGGGCAGAAAGUGUGAAUACAAUGAAAUAUUACGAAGCAUUCUAGCUCAAGUGGAUCAUACAACUUACGACCAGAUGGUCACCCAAGGAGACAAUGAUGACAACAAGAAAUUACUUGGACUUUUGGGGAAAAGAUUGAAGGAUAAGAAAUGCCUCAUCGUGAUGGAUGAUGUAUGGGAAUGGGAUACACGAGUAUUGGAUAAGUAUAUAGAUGAGAGUAAUGUCCGAGUCUUGCUUACAAGUAGGCAAAGACUUGAAGAAUUGGAGGAUCCUACUUCGAAGGGUAUAUUAUGCUUGUUGGAUGACGAAGAAAGUAAGAAAUUACUGGGUGCAAAAAUAUUCGGUGAAAAGGGUUUCCCUCUUCACCUUGAAGAACUGGGCUAG
This is a messenger RNA of Salvia hispanica, 555 nucleotides long. NCBI's taxonomy places the organism in Eukaryota, Viridiplantae, Streptophyta, Magnoliopsida, Lamiales, Lamiaceae. The record is from RefSeq and is a predicted model, not a curated record.